This is a messenger RNA of Schistocerca piceifrons (Central American locust), 3907 nucleotides long. It is a transcript of the gene smo, whose product is annotated as smoothened homolog. Lineage: Eukaryota; Metazoa; Arthropoda; Insecta; Orthoptera; Acrididae. Gene Ontology annotation, molecular function: patched binding; transmembrane signaling receptor activity. The transcript is spliced from 13 exons. The record is from RefSeq and is a predicted model, not a curated record. Gene Ontology annotation, cellular component: cilium; dendrite; plasma membrane. Gene Ontology annotation, biological process: central nervous system development; smoothened signaling pathway; positive regulation of smoothened signaling pathway. The coding region runs from base 224 to 3568 and encodes 1114 amino acids.
UGUGUGUGGUCUAAUAAGAGAUGAAGCUGUGCAAAGUAAAUGAGGUGUUUAGUGUACCUGUGGAAAGGGUGCUUUCAAUGGAAACGACCAGACCAGUAGUACUGUAUUAUAUGACACUAAGUAGGCGCGGACGGUUUUGUAGAAGGAGAGAUACGCUAGAAGACUUGUGAUUUGUUAUUUAUGUGGUUUAAAUAUAAGCUACCCUUAAUGAAGGGCUACUUUAAUGGAACCAAGAAAAACUCUUAUCAUGGAAAUUUUAACAUACGUGAGUCUCUCGGUCCUAUUUGUGUUCACGACGUUUAUUUGUGAAAAUGAAGGAACAAAAUUAUAUUCUGGUGCAAAUACUUCGGAGCCACUGACUACAACACAUCGAUCAGGGAAUUUUUCUCCUGCAGUAUUCAAAGGAAAGGGAGAAACUGAUGGAAAAACAUUCGUUUCCUUAGGUAGUAUGUCAUCAAAUAUGAUAGACUUGUUCCCUCCAGUAGAAUCACUAAUGUCGCAUGCAAAUGGCAAAUCACAGUACUGCCGACGGCCAGCGAAAUGUCAAAAAUUAAACUACACCAGCUGCAUGGGAAUGAAGCUCCCAUAUGAGUGGACGACAUUGGAACUUGUUCCAGAUGUAGACUCACAGGAUUCUGUUCAGGAAAGGCUUCAGGUGUGGCAAAAGUUAAGACGUCUGCCCAAGUGCUGGUCUGUGAUCCAACCAUUUCUGUGUGCACUUUAUAUGCCAAAAUGUGAGAAUGAAAUGGUGGACCUGCCAUCACAGGAAAUGUGCAAAGUUACAGUAAGCCCCUGCCGAAUUCUAGAUGUGGAAGGUAUCUGGCCAUCAUUUUUGAAAUGUGAUAAUAUGACCAAAUUUCCACCUAUGUGCAAGAAUGAUGUGCGAGAACUGAAAUUUAAUGUCACCGGACAUUGUCAAGAACCUUUGGUACCAACUGAAAAUUCAAAAGCAUUCUAUGAUGGUACUGACGGAUGUGGAAUACAGUGUGAGGAUCCUCUUUUCACAACAGAUGAACAACAACAGAUACAUAACCUGAUUGGCUGGGCUGGCAGCUGUUGCUUAUUUUUGAAUGUAUUCACAGUGGUAACAUUUUUAAUAGAUUGGCGUUCUGCAAACAAGUAUCCUGCUCUAAUAAUAUUUUACAUCAACUGUUGCUUUCUGGUAUCCUGUACUGGAUGGCUUGCACAAUUCACUCCAGGCGCACGCAAGGAUAUUGUAUGCCGUAAAGAUGGGACACUUAGAAUGUCUGAGCCGAGUGCUGGAGAAAACCUGUCAUGUGUAAUAAUCUUUGUGGUGGUUUAUUAUUUCUUAAUGGCAGCUGUGGUGUGGUUCGUCAUUCUUACAUAUGCGUGGCACUUAAGUUUCCAAGCAUUAGGUAAAGUCAAGGAAAAAAUUGAUAAGAAAGGAUCUUAUUUUCAUUUGGUUGCCUGGUCUCUACCAUUAAUUUUAACCAUCACAACAAUGGCUCUUGGUGAAAUUGAUGGUAAUAGUGUCGCUGGAAUAUGCUUUGUUGGUUACUUGAACCAUACUGCAAGAUAUGGUUUGCUUCUUGCUCCACUUUCGGUAGCUGUGGUGGUUGGAGGUUACUUCUUGAGUAGAGGUUUGGUAACUCUCAUAAGGCUGAAAAUUGGGAGCCAUGAUAUAAUUUCUCCAACAGCAAGUGCAAAAAUCAGGGAAACCAUUGUUCGAAUGGGACUUUUUUCCCUCUUCCUUCUUGUACUGGUAUUAGUUACAUUCACCUGCCAUGUCUAUGAAUACAGAAAUCAGGCUAAGUGGAAUUAUAGUUUCAGAAAGUAUAUUGUCUGCAAGAUUAUUGGUGGUGAUUCUGUCAAUAAUGGAAACAAGGACAAGUGUCGAAUGGAGUCCCGUCCGAGCUUAGCAAUAAUGCAACUUCAUGUACUUACUGUGUUUGCUGCUGGAAUAGUAAUGUCAUCGUGGAUCUGGACAGGGUCUACAAUACAUACGUGGAAGAGAUUUCUAAGAAGAGUGCUUAAUAAUGGUUAUGAGGAGCCAGUAAGACUGAAAAAGCAUAAAGUCAUUGCACAAGCCUUUGCAAAACGAAAAGCUCUCAAUAAUGAUGGGCGGCUGUCAUUAAGCUUUCAUAGCACACAUGAAGAUCCAGUGGGCUUGAACUUCGAUGUGAAUAGCAUGGCAUCCCAGGACUUAAGUUCAACGUGGGCUGCUGCUCUUCCCAAACUGAUGACACGACGUGGUGCCUUGAUUGGUGCAACAACUGGAUCCAUGUCAAGUCAGAGAAGAAACUCUUUUGAUUCUGAAAUUAGUUAUAGCGUCCGAAAGGUGUCAGUAGAGUCACGUCGCCAUUCGUUGGAUUCUCAAGUUUCGGUUCAAAUAGCAGAAGUAACAGCAACUCGGAAAACAAGAGCAACACCACUUCCUACAGUUAAUGUAACAAGAGGACGAACACAUCGCAGUAAGCGACGAAGGAGAGACUUUACUCGAUGCAGAGUUGGAACAAGAAUGGGGCCCCUUGUGGUUAGGAAAGGCAGUUCCUCAUCUCAGGAGAGUCAGCUUGGUGCUCAGAUUUUAACUGCUCUAACAAUUGGGAAUUCUGAUAUAUCAUCAAUGGUCCCCAACCUUAUGAAGCGAAGAGAGGCGAGUGCAGGCCUUGAUGGUUUAAAGCUAAUGCUGCCCUUACCUUCUGCUUUACUAGGGCAGAGCAGUUGUGGAUCUGAAGAAGAUUUAAGCGACUGUAAAAAGUGUGAUGAAAUAGAAUGUGAGGUGCUAGGUGGCGUUCAAAGUGACAAAAAUGAAGCAGUUAAGGACACCAUUGUGGACACCACAGAUGAAACGGAGAAUAAGAAAGACUACAAGUUUAAAGAAAAUGAAGAUGAAGUGCAAGAUAAAAAAGCUUGUUCUUGUGGGUCAGGCAUUGUGAAUAAAGAUAUUGAGUUGUCUACAAAUAAGGAUACUAGUGUUAUAGCAGUUGCCAAUCAAAGCAGUUUCUGUGAUCUCCCCACCACAAUGAGGACAAAAGGUGCUGUUACAAGCUCAUCAUACAAUAAAAAUCAGCUUUACAUGAGUACUAACAUUCCAGAUGAUAUAAAAUUAAGUGAGAUUUCAGAUGACGAUGCAAACUUUUUAGGAGCAUCAUAUGAUGACACAACAUCGUACUGUCCUGAGUUACAGCAGUUGGCCGGAUCACUUUCUGAUGCAUCUGUGUUCACACACCACACACUGGGUGGUAGUAGGGUAAGGACUGUUGGUGUUGGCCCCUGUACUGUGGGCGCUAAUACUAGGAUACAUGUGAGAAGUCGUGAAGUUGGUACUCAAACAACACCUUCUGAAGAUAUUGGUAUGUGUGAAUUGAACAGCCGUGGUAGUACUUACAGCAGUGGCUCUGGUGUAAAUCAAGGCACUCAGGUAAGCUUUGGUCCACAACGUGAGAAUAGUGUGAAGCCCUACAAGGGCAGUGAAAAACUGGAGAGUCUUACUGGUCUUGCAGCUAAGGGAUUAAACUACAGCUACAACAUGAGCAAACUUGUUGAGGAACUUGCUGAAAUUGCUGCUGGGCAUCCGUUACAAUUAGACCAUAGAAAAACGUGUUGAGUGCAACAUGUUACAUAUUAGGAUGACAUAAAAAUGUUCUGAACAUAUUUCUGACGUAAAUGGUCAGAAACCUUUUGUAGCAGAAGUUUUAUUCUGCUGCUUACUGCUGUUGAUGGGGCUUCCUUUCACUGCCAAUGCAAAUAGCAUAUUAUUUUGAUACUAUACUUUUUCCUUGUGCCAUAAUCACACUUUUCAUAUUGAUUUGACUUCUUCUGUAGAAGAAAAUGAAAACACUUUUAUAAAUUUGACAGGCAUUGUGCUUCAGAAAUAUUUUAAAGACGGAUAUAUUUUUCUGUUGUUCUGAAAAUUAAUUUGUACAUAGUUUUUUGUACAGCUCUA